Molecule: messenger RNA, 362 nt
Organism: Gastrolobium bilobum
Lineage: Eukaryota; Viridiplantae; Streptophyta; Magnoliopsida; Fabales; Fabaceae
Exons: 2
Coding region: 73-321 (82 amino acids)
Source: RefSeq, a predicted model, not a curated record
AAUAAAAGUAAAAAGGGGGAGAAAGAGAAAGAAGGAAAGAGUGAAAAAGUGAGGAAAAGGUGUGAAGGGAAAAUGAGCAGCGACACAAAAAAAGGCAACAGCGGUGGCAACGUUGGAGGUGGAUUCAGGUCAAGGUUGGAUCACUACCUCCAUAGCGGUGACAAGAAGCAUGUUUUUCUUGGCUUAGCUCUCAUCUCUGCUGUCUUUUCCAUCCCUUGGUUCCUUAUGAGUAGAGGUUCCAAACAUCAGUCUCAUCAAGAUUACCUGGAAAAAGCUGAUAAAGCAAGGAGCGAAAGACUAUCGUCUGCUCCUGCCAAAUGAUCUUCAACAGCAUUCUGUGAAAGAGCAUAGUUUUCCAGUUA